This is a messenger RNA of Papaver somniferum (opium poppy), 620 nucleotides long. RefSeq lists its product as uncharacterized. The record is from RefSeq and is a predicted model, not a curated record. The coding region runs from base 19 to 396 and encodes 125 amino acids. Lineage: Eukaryota; Viridiplantae; Streptophyta; Magnoliopsida; Ranunculales; Papaveraceae. The transcript has 2 exons.
UUUAAUAAACUUUUAAGUAUGGUUAGCAUCCAUUGCCACUGUCCUGCAUUAGCUCCUCUACUACCACACAAUAAACAGCACAAUGUUUCAAAGACAAAGACCCUGCUCUGGCUUCCUAACAUUCCUAAACAAAUGCCCAGUGAUUACUACAGAAUGAAAAACCACACUUCACUAAGAAUGAAGACCCAAGCUUUCACCACUUCUUCACUGGAACUCAUAGAUAUCACUUCUUCACCUGCUGCUUCUGGUGAUAUUUCUGUCUUCCUGCAAACAAGUGCAUUGCUCAUCGCGGUGUAUUUGUUUUCGAACUUUAUUGUGCCAGACUUAAUAGUCAAGAAUCUUCAAAAAAGGAACGAAAGCAGAGAACAGGAAGAAGAGAACCCCAGGAGAAGAUAAGAUACACACAGCAAUGAGCUUUCUACCAGAACGAAAGAGCUCUGGUGAAGCCACUUCCUGACAAGUGCAAUUAAUUUUCUUACUUAUGUUGAGGGUUUUUUUUCCCGGUAAGUUCUUCUGCAAGAGAGUUGUAAACCAAAGGCUUGUACUGUGCACUAUUGAUAAAAAGGGAUAAUGAAUAAACUCUUUUAUAUAGAAAUGUUCUCUUUUGCUCAUUGAACUUU